AGGUUAUGGGGGGCACUCUUUGAGUCUAAAUUGGUGUUAUUGUUGAAUAAUAACAAGAAUAAAAAAUGAGCAUUUGAAAACAGGGACCCGCUUUUCCUUUGACUCUUGUUGCAAAAUGGGCUUCCUCCUUUAUUUUGUGUUGUCCUGUAUGCCUUUCACAAGUGUGGGUGGGAGCCAGAUCUCUGAGACAGCACGGCACCUUUGUUGAUGAUGGAUGCUUCACUAUUCUCGAUGAGCUUUGUCGCCUCAUUUGAAUUGAAUCCCCCCAUACUUUCCAAUGCGCUAAAAAAGUUGGUCCCAAUUUCCACGUUUCCUUCAAUCCAAGGUUUCCACGUUUCCGCAUUUUCAUUGCUCCGUUUCAAACUCACUGUUAAUCCCCUAAAGAGUGCUUCUUCUUUUUAUUUUUAAUGCCUAAACCAGCAACCAUUCAUGCCGACUUAGCCCUCUAUAAUUCGCAUCCAUAUCUUUUUAACGUCAUUUGAUCCGCGGAAAGAUUAUUCGUGGAAUUGAAAUUGAACUUAGUACUAAAAUGUGUCGAAGCAAUGCUUUAUUGAUUAGUAAUUUAAAAUGACAUUCUUGUUUUGGUAAAUAAUUAUGGUGCAAUUUUUAUGAAGAUGCUAAAACUUCAAAUAUGAUUGGGCGAGGAGGAAUGGCCAGAUGGGAAAAGCAGAAAGGGGCAGAGAUCAUAACUGCACUGACUCGGAAGAUCCUUUGUCUGAUAGCAAUUUGGCCCUUUGUUACCCUUUCCCUUCGCUUUUUACCACAAAGGCUUUGGCCCUUUUCAUGGUUAUCCCUGGGCCAAGCUGGGCCCCACGUCUCCCUUCUCUACAAUCGAGCUCCCUCUCCCCUUUCCCAACCCAGUCUCGCCCGUUGCCACUCCCUUUUGAAUUUCAAAUCUCCCACUUCUUCUUACGUCCCAUAUUCCCCCACCUUCACCCUCAUACUCUCUCUCUACCAUCCCACUCGUUGUUCCAUCUUCUUCUGCUUCAGUUCUCUCUUCUCGUUCAGGAGCAAGUCGGUUUCUUUACUGCCCAGGGAUGGGUGCUUCUGCCAAAUGGGUGAGGUCAUUAAUCGGACUCAGGAAGUCUGAUAAGGAUGACCAUGCCAAGGAGAGUGGUGGCAAGAGCAAGAAGUGGAGGCUAUGGAGGAGCUCUUCUGGGGAUAUGGCUUCCUGGAAAGGUUUCAAAGGAAACCACAGAGCUGCCUCCGAGGGCUCUGAUUCGCCUCCUGUUUCUGAUGCUUUCACAGCGGCAAUGGCCACCGUGAUUCGAGCUCCCCCUAAGGACUUCAGACUUGUGAGGCAAGAAUGGGCAGCCAUAAGAAUUCAAACUGCCUUUCGCGGUUUCUUGGCAAGAAGGGCUUUAAGGGCCUUGAAAGGAGUGGUAAGGCUCCAAGCUCUUGUGAGAGGUCGACAAGUAAGGAAGCAGGCUGCAGUGACAUUGAGGUGCAUGCAGGCUCUGGUUCGUGUUCAAGCCCGAGUGAGGGCUCGUCGUGUUCGAAUGUCCAUAGAGGGGCAAGCUGUGCAAAUGAUGCUUGAUGAACGUCGCAUCCAGGCUGACCUCUUAAAGCAAGCUGAGGAGGGAUGGUGUGAUAGCAAAGGAACAUUGGAAGAUGUCAAAGCUAAGCUACAGAUGAGACAGGAAGGAGCCUUCAAGAGAGAGAGAGCAAUUGCGUAUUCUCUUGCACAGAAGCAAUGGAGAUCAACCCCUUGUUCAAAUGCACGAACAAGUGCCCCUCUCAAGAAUUUGGAGAUCGACAAGUCUAACUGGGGAUGGAGUUGGUUGGAACGUUGGAUGGCAGCCAAGCCCUGGGAAACUAGGUUAAUGGAACAAUCCCAGACCGAGGCCCCUGAUAAAAGUAAAACCCCACCUCCUAAGAAGUUUGUUGAUUCCUUGGCAAACAAAAAUUCAAAACCUACAGAGCCAGGCUUAGUCAAAGUCAGAAAGAACAAUGUCAGCACGAGGAUCUCAGCUAGGCCACCUAUUGUUGGGCAAACAACACGUUCAUCCUCAAGUCCAAGUUCUGAAUUUCGAUAUGAUGAGAGCUCUGCUUCAUCUUCCAUUUGCACUUCCGCAACUCCCAUAUCUGGGAACACCGUGCUGACCUCUGAAAGGACCGAGGAUAGCACCGUGAGUAGGCCUAGUUACAUGAACCUCACCGAGUCAACCAAGGCAAAGCAAAAGGCAAGCAAUGCUGGGUAUCACAGAAGUCAAAGGCAGCAAUCCAUGGAUGAGUUUCAGUUCCUGAAAAGGUCAGGGAUUUUCUCAAAUGGGGAUUCCAAAAGCACAGACGGUUCGGGUUCUGACCCUUCUAUCAACUUCUCAAGGCCAUUUUACCUGCCCACCCACAUGGACAAGUGCUCAACGAAAGGACGGUGAGGAUGAGAGGCUGCUUCAAAUCAUGUGAUGGAUUUGUAUGAUCGUUGUAUUAAAUUUCCAAGUUCAACAUCUUGUUGUUCCCUAAAUUCGAAUUGAAUUACCUAUGGCUUGCGCUAGGCUUGUUAUUGAUGUUACUUGAGGCCUCGCCAUUUGUAUAAUUGUUCAUUCCAUGGGGCAUUCCUGUCUGGGUAAAUGAUCCUUUUUUUUUUU
Prosopis cineraria is the source of this 2588-nucleotide messenger RNA. Its product is annotated as protein IQ-DOMAIN 6. Gene Ontology annotation, molecular function: protein binding. Lineage: Eukaryota; Viridiplantae; Streptophyta; Magnoliopsida; Fabales; Fabaceae. The record is from RefSeq and is a predicted model, not a curated record. The coding region runs from base 1038 to 2378 and encodes 446 amino acids. The transcript is spliced from 5 exons.